Messenger RNA from Drosophila takahashii, 7174 nucleotides. RefSeq names its product transmembrane protein 132C dtn (gene dtn). NCBI's taxonomy places the organism in Eukaryota, Metazoa, Arthropoda, Insecta, Diptera, Drosophilidae. The record is from RefSeq and is a predicted model, not a curated record.
UGCCUCGCCACUAGUGUUUGGAAAUGUUCGAUAUUUGUGUUAAAUUCUGAGCGACCUGAAUGAAAAAGAGGCAUGCAUUAGGGCGUCAAUAGAGGGAUUUCCCAGCCCAGCAGUUCCUUGGCAGCGCGUGAAAAGCGGGCAGCGAAGUGUGAAAAUCGAAUCGAAUCGGUUGGCAAUUAAAUCGAAAACUGCGCGAUUCUUAAAUUGCGAUUUGCAGGAGAAGAAGAUGUGUCUAUACCUGCAUGUGCAUGUGUAUCUGUGUGCGAGGAGGGCCACGGCAGUGUGAGUGCGUGUGUGUGUGUGGGUGUGUGUGAUGGUGUGUGGGCACACUGGAAAGAAUCAAUAAAGGAUGUGCUGCGGAUUGCUGAGCGAGAAAAAAGGACGAAAAGAGCGAAUUAACGGUUAACUUUUGGCCCCGAUUAACUAACUAAAUAACGGUUAAAAAAAACGCCCAACGAGUGGGCGCCCAGCGAGAGCGAGUGAGAGAACUUUUUGAAAAUAACGAGAGUGCGUAGGCAGUUAAUUAGCAAAUUAGCGAGUGGGUGGCCGCAGGACAUCAGGAUUUCGCCACAUUUUGGAUUCCUGCACACGAGCAAGAUGAUGAGAAUCUGCCUGCUGAUUGCAUUGCAACUAUCCUUGGCAUACUCCGUGGAGGUGCACUUCGAGGCUCCGGACAGCGGCUUCUUCCUGAAGCACGCCCGCCAACCACCUGUCACGCCGGAAAUAGCCAAUCUGCCGACCUCCUCGGCGGUUCCGCCGCUCCGUCAACGAUCCACCUACGAUUCGGUGCUCUCCCUGGACAGAUUCACCGUCGUGGAGACCACCCAGCCCGUCUCCAUACGCGCCAGCUACGGACCCUUCUCCACCAAGCAAACGGUGCCGGCCCGCUACAUUGUGCCGGACACAAUGGACAGCCAGUCGGGCGAUUACAUGAGCAAUGCCACCCUCCUGGAGCUGCAGCAGCCCAACAUGCAUCUGGAUAUCUCGGCCCAUCUGGUGCGCAACAGCGUCUCGCAGGAUUCGCCUGUGCUGCGGGUGCUCUUCCAUGCCGGCGCCGAUCCCGGUGGCCAUUUGCAGCGCCAGAAGGUCUGCGUCCUGCUGCACGUGGCCAUGGCCUCGGAGCAGCCGCUCAAGGGACGCUGCAUGCCGGAGGGCGAGGAUGGCGUGUGCGUGGCCGAGGUGGUGGUUCCCCUCGGCUGGUGGCCACAGCUACCGGCUCCCAGUCAAGAUGGCAGUGGCCAGGCGACGGCGCCCAAGGUGCCGCAACGCUAUGCGCAGGUCUCCUACAGCGUCUUCGAGCCGCCGCUGAGGAAUCCGGAGCAAUGUGAGCCCAAGGUGCAGAUCCAACCGUUGACCACGUUCGCUCAGGUUCCCCUGCUGGCCGCCAGGACUCCCUAUCGCAUGCUGCGCGCCGACGAUGCGGUGACCUUCCUCCUGCCGCAACAUCCUUUGUAUCCGCUCUCCCGCCUCCAUGUGCCCGUCUUCCUGCAUCAGUAUCCCGACCAGCGGGUGGCUGCCUUCACCGUGCGAGCUCGCGUGAAGGCGGGUUUGAGGAUCCUGGGAGCCACCGCAUCGACGGAUCAGUGGAGCGUCUCGGUGGAGAAGGAGAAUCCCAAGCAUACCACCGCCCGGGUGACGGCCUUCCGCAAGGAGGCCGCCGCCGAAUCCUCCAGUCUGGAGGCGGCGAACCUAACCAGCGAGGUCUUCGAGGUCUUCUCCUGGCUGCUCGAGGUGGCCGAGGAUUCGAACGAUAUUGUGGAUGGCGGGAAGAUUGUGUGGUCCGUGACCCAUGUGUAUGAUACGCCCAAGGAUAAGGAUUCCGGGGAACUAGUGAUACCGGAUGACAACAAGAAGCGACUGAUUGCCAAGCUGGAGAUCAACAAGGACGACAUACAGGCGGUGCUGCCGAUGGCCAAGAUCUGGGAGGUGAUGAACACGGCGGUGCUCACUGGGAGGCAGGUGGCCCAGGCCAUGAAGGUGUUCAUCGUCUCGCAGGCGGGCAAGGUGGCCGAUGUGACGCUCCAGAGCUCCUGUCACGCGGAGGAUGAGAGUGUGAUCAAGGUCUCCUCCUCCUGCAGCUCCGUCUAUGUGGAUGGCUCCGAGCAGCGGGGCUCCUCGAACGCCUCCGUUAUCGUCAAGUACGGCACCUAUGUGGGCGUGGCCAAGUUCAUCGUCUGGAUGCCCGAAUUCCCCCUCGAGGUCUACAUAUCCGACUUCCGUCUCUCACAAAUCAAGGGAUGGAAAGUCACCGAUGACAAUCACUAUCUCCACAACAAGCAGUCGCGGCGCAGGAAGAAGAGAUCCUACGUUUGGGGUCAGCAUGGAACCAACUACUACAACAAUCUGGGGGCAGACAAGACGGUUUGUCGGGCUCGCUAUCAGCAGAGUCCCGUGGAGGUGUACGCCAAAUUCCUGGCGGUGGAUCAGAACUCCGGACGCACCAGCUACUUUAUCUCCAGGCGAACGGGUUUGAGGGUCACGGAUCUGGUGCAGCCGCUGCUCCGGGUGGCCGAUCCCAAGAUUGCCUCCCUGAAGGGUCGCAUUCUGCAGGGCAAGUCGAUGGGACGCACCGAUGUGCAGGUUUUGUCACCCAUCACGGGUCGCGUGAUUGGCACCAAGGAGAUUCGCGUGGGCAGCGAUAAGGUGAAUCUAUCCAAGCUCAUUGUGCGCGUCAUUUCGGGCCUGCAGCUGACAAUCAGUCCGGAUAACACAAUUGAGAAUGGCUACCUGGCGGAGACCUCCGUCACCCACAAGCUGACCGCUCAGUAUCAGGAGGGACUGCUCGACAUCGAUCUGGAGUUCACCGAUGGCUCGAAGACGCCACUGCGCGACAUUGCCGUGGAGGACUACUUCCUGCUGGUGGAGAGCCUGGACACCGAGGUGGUGGCCUUUGCCCCCAUGCUGGCCUCCCAUCAUCCGCGCGUCAUCGCCGUCGGCGAGGGCAAUGGCAACCUGCUGCGCGUCACCCUGCUGCUCUCGGAGGAGUGUCGCCAGCGAAGGGGCACUUUGAGCAGCUCCAAGCAGAACAAAUCGAAUGCUGCGCCGCUGGCCAGUGCCCUCGCAUCCAUCGAGGUGGAUUUCAACAACGUGGAUAUCGUGAGCAAGCAGGAGGCGAUCCAGAACGAUGGCACAGUGGGCAGGGAGAGGAAGAACUACAGGCAAACCGGAGAUCUGGCUGAUAUUAUAGUGGGCAUUCCCCUGCGGGACUCCAGCCAGCUGUACGAGCCCACUGUUCAGGCGCGUCAGCAUCGCGGCAGCAUCCAAGCUGUCCACAAAGGUCAUCAUGGCAAGGGUAUCGGCGGCACUGGGACCAUGACCACCAUGGAACUGGGCAUGUACGUCCUGCUCACCGCCUUCUGCUUCGCCAUCAUUGUCUUUGUGAUCUCCUGCGUGGUGUAUGCCUCCAAAUUCCGGCCGGCCAUGAUUGAAUCUGGCCUGGAUCCGCUGUCGGCGGGCAAGGGCAAUGGGUCGAACGGAGGAGGAGGAGGUGGCUUCCGGGAUGUGCGCUUGAAGGAGUCGACCACGAAUGCCCACGAUUGGGUCUGGCUGGGUCGCUCCACCAUCGAUCGUCAGUCGAUUGUGGCGGAGACCAACACGCAUCUGAAUCCACGCGAUUCCCGCAUGCGCAUCACCAGCAAUCCCAUUGUGAACUACGAUAAUGGACGACGCGUGAGCUCGUUUGACCAGCAGCCCAAGCUGCAGACGCACAUUGUGCCGGCCUCGAAUCUGAACAAGCAGCACGCCGCCGACCACUAUCUGGCCAACGAGCGCAGGGACAAUGCCUUGGACUACAAGCCGCCAGUGCCGCCGCAUAGGAAUGUGGGCUCACGCGCCUGUCUGCCGGUUCAGCCUCUGCCCAGUUCAGGAGGAUCCGCAAAGGAGGCGGCUAACAAGCGACACAGCCAGCUGUACAAAAGGGAACAUCUGCAGAGCAGCAGUAGCGAUAACAAUGCAACCAACCAGCAGCCGAAUCAGCAAGUCCACCAUCCCCUUUCCCAUCCCAAUCCCAAUUCCCAUCCCCAUCAGCAUCAGCGCAGCCAUAGCCAUAGCCACAACUUCAGCCAGGAGCCACUCAUCAAGGCGGCGCACAAUAAAAUAAAGCAGCAGCAGCAGCAACAACAGCAGCAGCAGCACGAGGAGCUGCACAACGCCGAGAAGCUGGUGGAGUACACGAAUCCGCACCAGAAGAACGCAUUUCAGUUCGAUUCGCUGACACCAAAGAGAGUUACCAAAGCAGCCGCGUCCUCGCCGGCAACGCCGUCCACAGCAGCAUCAGUCCAGGGCAAAGCUAAGGAGAACCACAGCAUGGCCAACAGCACUGUGGAUGCGGCCAACUCGAAUGGAACGGACGAGAUCAUGCGGCUGCCACCCAGCGCCGUUAGCCAGGAGCCCACCACGAAAUCGUCGCGUGUCAAACGCGCCACCGUGGUGGGCAAUCCGAUGUUCUCGGCCACCGUCGAUGAGUCCGUCGCCCCCGGCGAGCGUCUUGGGUUGGACGACCUCGACAUGGACUACGAGCAGAUCAUGCACUACUUUGACAACCUAAAGGAGUCAAAUGCCUGAGUACAGGAGAUCAUUGCUAAAAUUCGCGAUAUAUUGUCCACGUUCCAUCACCGAUAUCAGACGGUUGCCACGCCCCUAAGCUCGCCCACUCGCAAGCAGAUGCAGCUGCUCGACGAGCUGGUCGCCGGUGUGGCAACGGCCACGGCAAUCACCGCAAAGAAGCCAGGAGCAGGAGCAGGAGCAGCCGAUGAAGCAUUCGAUGCCUACGAUGGAGCGUUGGACAUCGAGAGCAGGCAGUUCUAAGCAAAAGCAAUUCUAGCAAUAUCCCCAGUACUCGAAACGGAAAUCAUGAGGUCGCUCCAAUCACUAGGAAAGAAAACAAACAAUCCAUGCUGAGGUCGAAAAAAGGCAAACCGGAAACGGAAACGGAAUCAACCGAGCAAGAAGGGAGAAAAGAAAAAGCAAAUACGACGAAGCAGAAGGAGAAACAUAUUUAUUGCUAGGCUAAGUUCAUAUUAAAAAGCAUACACCUAUAGGCAUAUGUAAACGUGGGGAUAAUCCAAAAGUAUCUCGAGGAGCGCGUGCCUGACACAAUCGGAAUCGACGGGCAGCCAUAUAUAGUAUACAAACUAUCUAUAUCUCAGCAACUGUAUCUGUAUCUGUAUCAGUAUCUGCAUAAGUACUAUGGUGUAGUUAAGGAUCAGCCAUCUAAAGCAUAGCUUAGUCCACACAUUUUUCCCAUUUUCCAUUUUCCAUUCUCUUCGCUUCACACACACACACACACGCGCGCGCAUCUUUAGAUAAUGUCGUUCUAUCUGAUCCGUCUGUUUCCAAUCAACUUCUCUAUAUUUAUAUAUAUAUUCACACGAUCUCGGCCCGAUCUUGCAUAUCCUAUAUAUUCUCUCUGUUGUGUGUGCAUGUGAGUGCGUUUUGUGUGCGUGUGUGUGCGCCAGAGAAAGAAAGAGAGAGCGAAAGUGAGGGAGAUAGCGACAGAGAGAAUUAGAGAAAAAGAGGAGAGUUUCCAAAAUGUGCCGGGCACCGCUCCCAAAAGUCGCUAGAACUUAAAAACUGAAUAAUAUACAUGCUAUAUACAAAUAUAUAUAUACAUAUAUAUAUUUAUGAUUAUAAAGCGCGCGCUAAAAUUUAAAGAAUUCAAAAAAUCGAAAGGAUAACCCAAAAAAUGCUGCAUUAUCGAAAAACGAAAAGAAAACUCGAACAGAAAACAUCGCUUUAUAAGUUGGUUAUUGAAGCCUAAUACCUAAAUACCAAUCAUAAAUCUAAACUAGAAAAGAGAAACACACACACAAAACACACAACUCACAUAAUAUAUAGACGCUUAUGAGCUUUAUUUGAUCGAUUGCAUUGAAAAAGGAAAGGAAAGGAAAAAAUCCGAACAGAAAACAGAACCGAAUCACAAAUAGGGGAAAUGUGUAACCAAAUAUUAUAUGAUAUUACCGAGCGAUCCAAGCUUUAUAUAACAAAUUUACCAUAUUUAUAGCAUACGUGCAUAUUUAUUAUCAUUACCAUUAUUAUUAUUACGAUUAUUAUUAUCUUGUCUUAUGAUUAUCAUUAUUGUAUUUAUUACCAACGAGAAAAAGGAACAAGUGCAAAAUUACUUCAAAAAGCCAUACUUGGAAUAGUGAAAUUAGACACACAGACACACACAGAUAAAUCUAAAUGAAAUGCCGUCAGGAUACGCCAAGUCCUCCCCCUCCUAGAAUGGCUAACGUACCCCUCUACCCAUAUAGAGAUACUAUAUAACGAUAUAUAGAUUACGAUAUAUAUUACGAUAUAUUCAUUCACUUGUGUGUCGCACGCGCGCUCUCUUUCUAAGCCAAUCAACACGUAACUAUAUGUAAUUGCAUCUGUUCGUUUUCCUUAUCGAUAUAUAUACGGCUACCAUAUAUAAAAUGAUAUAUGUAUAUCAUAGCACCCGAAAGCUACUUCAUUCCAUUAGCAAAUCAUACUUGUAGCCACUAAUCGCGUUUUUUGUCUUCUUUCGUUUUCCUCUAAGUCUGUUUAAUUUCGUUUGUAAGCUCUAAUGUGUAACUGCAUCUGUAUCUUUAUCUGUAUUUCUAUCUGUAUCCGUACGCAUAAGUGUCUCAUCCGAUUAGUUUAUAUUUUAGAGGCCAUCUAAGUAUUAUGUUCGUUUCCCCCAUUGUUUCAUAAUCAUAUGUUGUAAAUUGUUCCGUCCAAAAAACAAAAAACAAAAAAACAAAAAGCAAAAACGAAAACAAAGCUGAAUGAAACGAUAAACAAAAGCAAAGCAAACAAUUGUAAAACGAAAUUAAGCAAUCUAUAACUGAUUUUUUGUAAGCCUAUAAACAAAAGGCGCAGAAUGCAUUGUUUGUAAACUAAAUUUGUAGUCCUUGCAACAGACUUUUGGACAUUUAUUGCACUGUACUGUACAUAACGUGUUAGGAGUGCAGUGCGUUUCGCAGCUAUAAAGCUAUGAGCCAUGAGAUUAUGAUCGAAAUAGGAUCUUCUGACGAGAAACGAACUGUAGCCUGGCUUUAUAGACCGCCAACGCACUGUGCAUAUUAUUAAACUUAUACUUGAGUUGCUCUCUAUCGAUCUAAGGACUGCUAAACCACACGCAUACACAAAGGACACAUCACAAUCCCUUUGAUUUCGACCUGUAAUAUCAUUAGCAUAUAGAACUAGACUCAAU